ACCCAUCUGUCAGUUUGACAGAGGCAGACGGACAACUCAAAUUGAUUUUAAAGAAAGAAUCUUAAUUCUAACUUCAGUCCAAUUGAAUAUUGAUGAUUAAUCUUCUCAUCUCUCUCAUCUAAAAAAAAAAAACAAACAAAAAACAGUAUUUUUUUCUUUUCAAUUUAUGCUAAUCUUUUUUUUUUAAUUUGAUUUAUUUUUCAAGCAGAGUCAAAGUGGGCAUUUUUUCUGCCUUGGUCAGAAUUUUGCAGUGUCACUGAGUGGCAGAUGAUUAUUACGGAUUUUAUCCUAGUAUUAAGGAAAACAAAACUUAAAAUUUAAAAUGGCAAGUAUAUGUAGUUCUGGAGUCUACAGAAAAGUGAAAUGUGCUUUGGGCGUAAAUAUUUCUACAGCUGGUGGACCUUGCCAGUUGUGCUAAUUAAUACUUUUGGCGUAAAUAUUUGUACAGAAACUGUUGUUCUUCACUUUACUACCUUUGGAUAGGUCUUACAUAAAAAUUUCUAAUAUUUAGUGUUAAAAAUAUCUAUAUUUGGAUUUUUCUAUCUGCUCUGGUUGUAAAUUUGCUCUCUUUUUUUUUUUUUGCAUUUUAAAUACCAGGGUUGAAUAAUCUUAAUGACAUUCACUCUGCAUGUGUAGAUAGUAUUUGGCAUUUAAUAGUACUCACAGCUAGGUGUUUAUGUAACUGUUGAUGCUGAAUGAAAGCAGGAUUAGAUUUUAUUUAAUCUUUUCGAUUUCCAUGACUGGCUGAAUGAGGGAUGGUAAAAAAGUUCCUGGCUGUUUUAUUGGGCUUAGUUCUAGGCUACAUGCUGAUAGAUGACUUUAAUCCAGAAACAGUGAAAGGUAGGAAUGUGUUCAUCACGGGAGCCUCUACAGGGAUCGGAGAGCAGUUAGCAUAUCAUUAUGCUAGACUUGGUGCUAAUGUAGUCAUCACAGCAAGACGGGAGAAUAAGCUAAAGGAGGUUAUUGAGAAAUGUAAGGAGUUGGGUACCAAAGAGCAAACUUACGAUUAUGUGGUGGCAGACAUGAUAGAUCUCAAUGCAACGGGAAGUGUUCUGCAGAAGGCUAUCAGUAAGCUAGGAGGCAGACUGGAUUAUCUGGUCUUGAAUCAUAUUAUACUUCUUGAUCUCGGAGUGUGGACUGGUUCCAGUCACAAUCUAUCUCUCAUUGAUAAAGUCAUCAAUGUGAAUUUCCAGUCAUACGUCUACCUGGCAUCUCAUGCUCUACCUCAUCUAGAAAAAAGCAAGGGUAGCAUCAUUGUUGUGUCAUCAUUUGCAGGGAAAUUUGGACAACCUUUUGUCUCCAUAUAUUCAGCUUCGAAGUUUGCUUUAGAUGGUUUCUUUGGAGGACUUCGACAAGAGCUGAAACUACGUAACUGUGAUAUUUCCAUUACUACAUGUGUAUUAGGACUUAUAGGUACAGAAAACGCGAUCAAUCAACUUUUAGGCUUUGGACAGAACCAGUUGCUGAAUAUGCUGACAGCUGCAUCUCCCAGCGACACCGCUUUUCAGAUCAUCCGGAGUGGCGCGAAACGUGUCCGACAAAUGUAUUAUCCGAUGUUGCAGAUUUAUCCACUGGUUUUAAUGAGAGAUUGGUUUCCAGAAACAUGCGACUUCUUGAAUAGAUACGUUUACACUUUAAAUUCCUAGCAUAUAUUAUAUCAUAAAUUGGGAAACAUUUUGCAGGAGUUUAAUUUUUGCUAAAAUUUUUGAUCUCUUUCAUUCCCAAAUUUGAAACUUACAUUUAUUAUCUAAGUAUUUUUUACAUGUAUAACUAAAAUUUAUUGGGGAAUUAGUCCUGACCCAAUAAUAAUGGAAGAUAGGUAACAUGAAAAUUUUCAAAGCUACAGAAAAUGUGCAUGACCUUGACACUUACAAAUUUAUUAUGCAUGUUAUAUUGUCAUAGUCAGAUGUUGAUCAUGAUAUACUCAUGAAUGUUAAAUGUUCUGUGAAUAUUUUUAGCUCACCUGAGCACGAAGUGCUCAAAAGUGAGCUUUUGUGAUUGCCCUGUGUCCGUCAUCCGUCAGUCGUCCGUCGUCAACAAUUUGACUGUUAACACUCUAGAGGUCACAAUUUUGGCCCAAACUUAAUGAAACUUGGUCAGAAUGUUACCCGCAAUAAAAUCUUGGAUGAGUUUGAUAUAGGGUCAUCCAAGCUCAAAAACUAGGUCACCAGGUCAAAUCAAAGGAAAAGCUUGUUAACACUCUAGAGGUCACAAUUUUGGCCCAAUCUUAAUGAAACUUGGUCAGAAUGUUACUCUCAAUAAAAUCUUGGAUGAGGUUGAUAUUGGGUUAUCAGGGGUGAAAAACUAGGUCACCAUGUCAAAUCAAAGGAAAAGCUUGUUAACACUCAAGAGGUCACAUUUUUGGCCCAAUCUUAAUGAAACUUGGUCAGAAUGUUACUCUCAAUAAAAUCUUGGACAAGUUCGAUAUUGGAUCAUCUUGGGUUAAAAUCUAGGUCACAAGGUCAAUCAAAGGAAAUGCUUGUUAACACUCUAGAGGUCACAUUUUUUGCCAAAUCUUAAUGAAACUUGGUCAGAAUGUUACCCUCGAUAAAAUCUUGGACGAGUUCGAUAUUGGGUCAUCUGGGGUCAAAAAUCAGGUCACCAGGUCAAAUCAAAAGAAAAGCUUGUUAACACUCUAGAGGUCACAAUUUGGGCCCAAUCUUAAUGAAACUUGGUCAGAAUGUUACCCUUAAUAAAGUCUUGGACGAGUUUGAUAUUGGGUCAUCCGGGGUCAAAAACUAGGUCACCAGGUCAAAUCAAAGGAAAAGCUUGUUAACACUGUAGAGGCCAGAUUUAUGACUGUAUCUUCAUGAAACUUGGUCAGAAUGUUAAUCUUGAUGAUCUCAAGGUCCAGUUUGAAUCUGAGUCAUGUAGGAUCAGAAACUAGGUCACCAGGUCAAAUCAAAGGAAAAGCUAGUUUACACUGUAGAGGCUACAUUUAUGACUAUAUCUUAAUGAAACUUGGUCAGAAUAUUAAUCUUGAUCAUGAUCUAUAGGUCAAGUUCAAAUCUGGGUCAGGUGGGGUCCAAAACUAGGUUACUAGGUCAGAUCAAAGGAAAAGCUUGAUAACACUUUAGAGGCCACAUUUAUGACCAUAUCUUAAUGAAACUUAGUCAGAAUGUUAAUCUUGAUGACCUUUAGGUCAGUAGGUCAGGUGAACGAUACAGGGCCUUCAUGGCCCUCUUGUUUAGGGUUGACAUGAUUAUUUAGCUAAUCAAAAUAAUUUUAUCCAUAUGUUUAUUAGCUUGUCUGAUUUUUGAACUAUGAGUUAUUGUCAUCACUUGAUCGCCGACGUCGGAGUUUGUGUUAAUUUUUGUUCAAGUCCACAUUUUCUCAAAAGCUAAGAGCUACAGCUUUGAAACUUUGCACACUAGUAUAUCAUCAUUAGGUGACUGUGUAGGCCAAGAACCAUAACUCUGAUAUAUAUUUCGAUAGAAUUAUUGCCCUUUUGUACUUAGAAAAUUUGAAUGUCUUGGUUAAAUUUUUUGUUUAGGUCUGCCUUUUCUCAAAAGCUGUAAGAGCUACAGCUUUGAAACUUUGCACACUUAUUUAUCAUAACUAGAUGUCUGUGUAGGUUAAGAACCAUAACUGAUACUCAUUUUGUCAGAAUUGUGGCCCUUUCUGUACUUAGAAAAUUUGAGGUUUUUUAAGAGCUACAGCUUUGAAAUUUUGCUCACUUGUUUAUCAUCUUUAGAUGACUAUGUAGGCCAAGAACCAUAACUCUAAUCUGCAUUUGAUUAGAAUUAUGGCCCUUUCUGUACUUAAAAAUUCUGAACUGUAACUCUUUUCUUUUAUACUGUCCAGCAAUUGCAUACGAGCGAUGGCACCUGGAGGCGGUGCUCUUUUUCCACUUAAAAAACUCCAAAAUGUAUAUCAGACACAUUUCUUUAUUUUGUUUCUGUUAGUGAUACUUAAGUUUCUUAAGUUAGUGGACCCGUUAUGAUACUCUUCUUUUUCUAUUUGAUAAUGUAUUCACUUUUGGCAGUUUGGCAUUCUUCAAACAUAAAGUAGCUCAACACACAUAUGCCUUUUUGUAAUAACUAGAGCAUGCCAAAAUUACACACGAAGAACAAAUGAGCCGCGCCAUGAGAAAACCGA
This is a messenger RNA of Mercenaria mercenaria, 4098 nucleotides long. RefSeq names its product hydroxysteroid 11-beta-dehydrogenase 1-like protein. The transcript has 7 exons. Gene Ontology annotation, molecular function: oxidoreductase activity. Lineage: Eukaryota; Metazoa; Mollusca; Bivalvia; Venerida; Veneridae. The record is from RefSeq and is a predicted model, not a curated record. Bases 756 to 1646 code for a protein of 296 amino acids. Gene Ontology annotation, cellular component: intracellular membrane-bounded organelle.